ACUGUCAGAAUACUGAGUAAAAAUAUUAUUCAAUGUUUUUGUGUUCUGUAGUAAUAAAAAAUUCUGUCUAUUAUACUCCUCAUUACACUUUAUAUUGUAGUACGGUUGUAUUAUAGAUCAGAUACUGGUACAACUUAUUCCACAUUUAAUCUCAUUUUGAUUUGUUCUUGAAUCUAUUUAGGUAGUCAUGUCCAGCAGCAAAGCUGUCGAAAAGUCUGCCAAGAAAUUGGUUCAAAAGUGUCUACCGUUCAAGUUGGUAAAUUCGCCCGGUGACGAUGGUAAUUCCAAGUGUCGUAAACGGAAACUGAGUGGCACCGAAAAUGACGAAACACGGGUUGAAAAUCCUAAAGUUGAACUGCUCAAUGGAGGGACCAAGUGUUUUAUUAAAUCUGAAGAUGAAGAUAAGAAAAAAACCGAGGAAACAAGUGAUGGGGAUAUAGGUGCUAARGAAUCUGUUAGUUCAGAUAUAACUUUAUCUGACAACAUAAUUAACAAGGUGAAUGAAGAAAUAAAUGAUGYGGAUACUUUAAAAUUUGAUGAAAGCAUCAAAGAUGUUGAUGACACCAUAUCUACUUCAUCAGAUACAGAUAUUGCUUGUCAYGAUACAUCAGUAAAUUCAAUUUCUGAUACUAAGAAAUUAGAAAAUACUACACCACCUUCAAAGAAGCUUACCCCACAACAAAUAUUAAGAAAACAAGAAUCAGCAAAAAAAAAUGAAGAAAGACAAAGAAUUAAACAGGAAAAAUUAAAAGCUCGAGAAGAAAAACUCAAAGAACAAGCUGAAAAGCAACGUUUAAAAGAACAAAAAAGAAAUGCUGAAAUUGAAGCCAAACGACUACGUGAUAUAGAAAAAAAACAAAAAGAAGAAGAAAAAAAAGCCAAAGAGUUAGAAAAAGAACUAGAGAGAAAACAAAAAGAAGAAGAAAAAAAAGCUAAAGAUUUGGAGAGAGAAAAAGAAAAAAAGCAAAAAGAAGAUGAAAGAAAAGCAAGAGAAUUAGAAAAAGAAAAACAAAAAGAAAAAGAAGAAAUGGAAAAGAAAAAAAAAGAAAAGCUCAAAGCUGCUUUUGUUGGGUUUUUUAAACCUAAAAGUUUGAAUUUGGAUAUUUCUAAAAAAGACGAAGAGAUCAUUAAUCAAGAACUAGAAACUUAUUUCAUGCCUUUCCAGACUAAGCAAGACAUGAAAAUUGCACCAUUAUGUAGAGCAUAUUUAAAUAGUGAURGUAAAAAAAAUGUAGAUAAAUAUAUUAGUCACUGUGAACAAAAUACAGAUUUAUUGUAUUUAAGUUUAUUAAAAACUCGAAAACACAAGCCUUCUAAGUCUGAUGCRACUUGGCCCGUUCAUAUUGAAAAUGAUACAGAUGUCAUCAUAAUUGAAACUGGUUCAACUAAUGAUGAAGAUGUGAAUAAAGUUGAUACUUUUCUUAAAAACAAUUCUCAAAAAUGCCGGUGGAAACUGUUACAGUUUGAUGAAAACAAGCGUCCUCCCUAUUGGGGAACAUGGAGAAAAAAAAGUCUUUUUGUUAAACCAAAGAGGCCAUUUGCUUGUGAUAAUAUGAUGUUUGACUACGAAAUUGAUUCUGAUGAUGAGUGGGAAGAAGAAGAUCCUGGUGAGAGUAUACAUGGAACAGAUAACGAAGAAGAGCCUGAGGAUGAUUAUGAAGUUGAUAAUGAUGUUUUUGUUCCACAUGGAUAUUUAAGUGAUGAAGAAGGUGACCAUGAAGGCGACGACAAUGAUACUGAAGAAGCACAAAAAGAAAAAUUAAAGCUUCUAGGGGAAGAAUUUGAAGCAGAAAUCAAGAAAAAAACAGAACGUAUCAAGCCAAGGCUAGUUGGUUGUAUAUGGAUACCGAAUAAUGUUACCAACCCUAAAAAUGUUAGUAAAUCUGUAGCGGACACAUUACUAAAAUAUCGUUGUAUUUGGGACGAGGAAGAACCUAUUGUAACAAAAGCACAGAUCAAAGUAGAGUCACCUAAGGACCUAACUGCUACUGAAAACAAAAAGACUAAAAUACUUCCUGAUUCAAUUAUUCCAGAUUUAAUUACAUUUAUACAUGGCAAUACAAAUGGUAUGAAAUUAGCUGUUAAGAAUUUUAUUGAUGAACUGGUAAAAAAUGGCCGAAAUACUGAUGAUGAUAACUCAAUCUCUUUAUCAACUGUUAAGAAAACUAUUAAAACUAUUGCGACAAAAUCUACUCAUGUUGCUCCAUGGUGUGUAAGUGAAGAGAACUUUAAAAAAUAUGGAGUUGAGUAUCCUACAAAUGUUGAAAAUGAAAUUCAAAAACCAAAAUCUUCCACAAAAAAAAUAACCAGUUUUAUGACAUCUCAAAAUCAAAAAACAUUAGCCAAUUUAUCUGAAAAGCCAUGUGGGGAAAUGGAUCAAGAUGUGAUUGAGCCUAAGAAAGAUGUUUUUAUUCCAAAAAAUCUUUUCAACAAUAUAGAGAGUUCAAAACCACCAGUAUUGGACAUAGUUAAGGAAGGACAAAAAGUCAACAUAAUUGGAGGCAAAAAAAGGAUUACGCCUAUUCUUUUAUCACCAAAAAAAAAAUUUAAAUCAAUAGUAGACAGAAAAUUUAAAGAGAAAUCAUUGAGUCCUGACUUAGAAGAGGUCUGUGAAGAUUUACCUAUCACUAACAUUAAAACUGUAUGAAAUCCAUUAAUAUUUCUACAAAAUGUAGGUGUCUUACAAUUAGCAUUGUUAAUACGUUUGUUUAUAUGUUAUUUAUAUUCUUUCAAUUAUUUUAAUAUUUAUAACUUUUAUUAAUUAAUAUAAGAAGUUUUUUUUUAUAGUUUUACUGUAUUGUAACAUUGAAUUUGCCUAGCACAAUUCAAUAAUGAAUUGAAAGGAACCUUUUAUGAAUAGUUUAUUCUUUUAAUAGUGUCAGAUUAUUCUGUAGAAAUUGUGAAUUCUUCAUAGAUGAUUAUUUAAUGAACAGCUAACAUAAAUUAUUGUAUAAUAUGAACCAUUAAAAACCAUCAUAAAAAUUACAGAAACAAAAAGAWCAUGAAUAAUGCGCUUAUAUUAAAAUUUUUAAACAUGUCUGAGGUAUCAAWUUAAAAGUAGAUUUUAUGAAAAAUACAUUUUUUAACAUGAAUUAUUUAUUAAGUACUAACU
Molecule: messenger RNA, 3112 nt
Organism: Diuraphis noxia (Russian wheat aphid)
Lineage: Eukaryota; Metazoa; Arthropoda; Insecta; Hemiptera; Aphididae
Biological process (GO): nucleosome assembly
Cellular component (GO): CAF-1 complex; nucleus
Source: RefSeq, a predicted model, not a curated record